AGUUAACUAAAAUUCUAAAACGUAGUUGUCUAAAAAUGUAUUUUGUCCUUUUAUAGACUCACAACAGUCCAAAGAAAUACACAAUAGUAUUGUUGUUUAAUUUAUCUCUCAAACAUUUAACAAAGCAAGGAAGGCACCCAUGUAGAGUUUUAAAAAAGCUAUUAUUAAAAGAGCUAUAACAUUAAAAACCAUUAUUUAGUUGUUGUUUUUUUCCUUCCAUUUCUGCAACGUGAUCUUGUGAGAAUUCCUUUUUAUUUUACGUAAAGUAUUUUAUGUAAAGUGUGGAUCUACCACACAUACAAUUACUUUUAUAUUUGGACAGUAGACUGGAAUAAGAUUAUCAGUGACUAACAACUUAAAUUUAGCUAUGUACCUCAUACAAAAAUACUGUAUACUGCCAGAGAGCACUGUGAAUGCAUUUCCUUUAUACUGUAUAAAUUAAAAAAUUGUUUAAUGUUAGGUUUAGAGGUAGGAGUGGGAUUAGCUUCUCAAAAAUAUCUAUUUAAUGUUAUAAUGCAACAAUACUGUACCAUGUAUAUUUUACUGAACCUGUUACAUUUUAUUUAUUCAUUUUAUACUCAAUAAAAGUGGUUAUGUUGAGGGAUUGCGUAGGGUUUAGGGUCUAAAAUAAAUCAAUAAAAUGGUAGGAAAAAAAUAAAAAAACUAUACCAUGGGUUCUGUUAGAAUCUUAACACCUUGUUAAGCAGAAAGUGGCAAUUGUGGGAAAUACAGAUACAUGAUAACUUUUUUUCCUUACUCACGACUCAAAAUUACAAAGACAGGGAAUACAACAAUAGGAAACUAAUUUUUUAGAUCUUUUGACAGAUGAGAUGGGUUCAUCACUGUGUGAAGAAAGCUCACAUGCGGUCAGUGAGGUUGACAUUGUGUCAGCUGUACAUUCUCUUCAAGUGUCAGACACACCGAGACCAGACGGCAUCCCAGUUUCCUUUUAUAAAGACGGCAUCCAAGUUUCCUUCUAUAAAGACAGCAUCCCAGUUUCCUUCUAUAAAGACAACAUUCAGGAUCUAAUUCCAUAUAUAAAGACACUCUAUGACAGAAUCCACAGAGGUGCUUUCAACUGCUCUGAGAAACACUUUAAUGAAACUGAAAAGUCCAUAUGAUGAUAGCCAACACUUUUUUAACAGUUAGAUUAUUUCUUGGAGUCUCAGUCAAAGGGUCGAGUACCAAAAAAAUCAGCUACUGUAAUGAUCACUCCCAAAACCUUCUGCACUGAGAUGAGGUUGCCUUAAGGAUAAAACCCGACUCUGUAUCAAGAUUUCCUUAUUGUGAAAAACCUUCUCAGAGAUGCACCAGAAGCAGAUACUGAAUCUGUAGAAGUUUUAAUUGAGAGAGACAAACUGCUGGAUCAGGGCUGCCCUUUGACCCCAGUUCUCAUUACACUGGCUCUGAAAUGCUUUGUUUCUGCAUUAACUGGGCAUUUAAAACAGAAUGAUAUUCUGGUUUUCAAAGAAAGUGUGAUACUUUGCAUCCAACCUGAGGACCUUGAGGAAGUAAUAGCUGCUGUGAGAAACAGAGAUAAUGAAGUGUACUACAUUAAGGAAUUAUCCAAAGGAAAUGUUAAUGGUAAACAAUUAAAGUGCUUGGGAAAUGAGUCUAAGGAUGAGGAUUGGAAUAAAAGGAAGGAGGAAACACUUGUUCAUAACACAGAGGAAAAAUCAGAAGCCAGUUGGUCUAAAACAGACAAAGGCAAUACAGAGAGGAGAUUGUGUGAAGAGCGUGAUAUUUGGUCUAUUAUAAAUGAGGAAAAAGACAUUUUGAUAGAGGGUGAUGGAAGACAGACAAUGUAUGCAGUUGUUACCUUGCAAGACUCAGAUGAGGUGAUGGUGGCACCAUCACACUGGUUGAGCACAGACAAGAAACAAAGUUACUGGCCCCCAUUCAAAUCACCAGAGAAGUGCAUGGAAGCUGUUCAGAACAGAGUUAAACCUGAAACAGGAGGGAAAACAUGGGAGAAACUGAAUAUUAGCUUUCACAAGGAAUCUGUCUCUUUUGAUAAGGCAAAAGAGGGGCAAAAAGAAAUUACAGAACAGAAAGAACGAUCUUUUCUAUUAGCCACUGGAUUCCCUGGAAUACUACAAAGACAAAGACCUCUUCCUACACCAUCUACAUCCAGAAUGCCAGCUGACGACAAGGACGAUCUCCUCCAAAUGCUGAGAGACAUCAAGAGCACGGUUCAGGAAAACUCUGCCAUGUUAAAGAAACUACUGAAAGAGAAUACGGCCUCUGAAUCCCCCAGCAGUACCAGCUUGCCCAAUAAAGAUAUUAAAACAAGCCCAAAUCUGCCUCUUAGAACCUUUGAAGAUGUGGUCAGGACUGAAAUGGAGCUCACUAAUGCAACAACACGGCAAAAAUAUUUAAAAUAUCUGUCAAGGCUUGGAGGUUUUGGGGCCAAGGAUGUGAUUAAGAAUAUUAUGCAGCAAGUCCUAACAGAUGAUCUGGCUAAGGAGUUCAACUGGCAGGGGAGAGGAGAGAAAAAGGCCUUCUCUAGGCUUAUUUUAACAGAUGUAAUCCGAGAUGCUGCAUCAAAGCAGAGUGUGUUGAGGGCAGACUGUGAAGCUGAAAUAAAAGCUUAUCUGUGGCACAGAAUUAAUCAAAUCGGUCGGAAGAGACCAAGAGUUUGUGAAGGGGUGACUUGAGAAGUGACUUCUCUGUCAAUUAUGGACAGAGCCUUCCAUUCAGAGAUUGAUUGAUGACUGAGUUUUGGAACAUUUACUCAUAGAUCAUGUAAGCUGAUUACAGAUAAAACAUACAUUUUGUAUAGAACUAUAUGUGUACUAAACUAGCAUGACAUUGUGUGCUCCAAAUAUUGGCUCUUGUAAUGAAAUGCUUACAUGUUUUUAAUUUUUUAGCUAACUCUAAUUUCUAUUUAGCUAACUGGAGGAAAUAAUUAAAUACUGUGUUUGACUGUGAUAAUGUAUAAUAGUAGUGGUUUUAGCAUGUAUGUUCAUCAAUAACAAAUAACUCAAAUGUAUGCAAUUUGUUGUAAAUAGUUUAAUCUACAUGGGCUAUUUCUGUCUUUUAAUGUUCCACCAAAUAAGAUAAUGAUUUUGAUCAGAAUAAACCAUAAUUACACAUA
Messenger RNA from Ctenopharyngodon idella (grass carp), 3097 nucleotides. RefSeq lists its product as uncharacterized. The coding region runs from base 1803 to 2657 and encodes 284 amino acids. The transcript is spliced from 8 exons. Lineage: Eukaryota; Metazoa; Chordata; Actinopteri; Cypriniformes; Xenocyprididae. The record is from RefSeq and is a predicted model, not a curated record.